AUGUCUCAAUCUCAAGUCACCGCUCACUCGACCGAAAUCGACAUCACCAACUUGCCUACCAAGUCAGUGACCUUUGCUCCGAACACGGCCACUGUUAGUCGGGAGAUUGAAGGCAUCCAAAUCAAGCCUGGCGCCAAUGAAGUCACCAUUGUAGGCCUCGAUCCCAAUAUUGACCCGGACUCUGUUCGGGUAGAGGGUUAUGGCCUAGCGACCAUCACCGACAUUCAAACAGAAACCAUCCCUCGGAAGCAGCAAUUCCAGGACCAAUAUCCCGAGCUUGAAGAAGAUGUUGAUGUUGAUUCCGAGGAUGACUCAAAUCUCUCCGACGAUGACUACGGCGUCGACAAGAGCGCUGUCGAUACUGCCAAGUCAGAGCUAAAAAAGGCAGAGCAGACUUUGGCUCGUUUUCAAAAUAGCCAGGACACCGCUGUCAAGGUCCUUGGCUUUCUGGACCACUACGGUCAAAGCAUGCAGCCUGAGGAGGUGGAUGUUGCCAAAAUGGCCGACUUUUUGGCUGUCUACCGAGACGAACGCACGUCAGAAAGCGCAAUUUACCAGGCAUCAACCACAGAUAUUGCGAUUUGGACCGAAAAGGUGGCAGCUGCUCGUAGAAAGUUCAAUCGUGCUGAGGCUGCUUUUAAAAAAGCAAGAGAAGCAGCUUCUCGUGAUAUCCGUCGAGUGAAGGAAAAGAAACAGCGCGAAAAACAGCAGAAACUAUUGGAGAAACAACGUAUCAUCCAACAACGUCGCAGAUUCUGGACAAAUAACGUGGGACAGGUCAUUGUUCAUCUUGAUCGUUCUUUGGAUUUCACACCUGGCCCAAGUAGGAGGCAGUCCAUGACAUCAGUCACUGAAGCAAGCGCUGAUUCCAAACCAUCGAAACCACUCGACGAGGAUUCCAUCAACCUUCGACUCACAUAUGUCGUGCCUAACGCUAGAUGGGCACCUCGCUACGAACUAAAAAUCAGCACACCGAAAUCUUCGGCUGAUUUGGUAUACCGCGCAGAGUUUGAGAAUGCCACCUCUGAGACAUGGAAAAACGCCAAAAUCACCUUUUCAACUUCGCAAACUUCUUUCUCUGGGUUAGAAGAGAAGAUUCCGAAUCUGGAACCCUGGCAUGUAAAACUUGGAAGCGCUGCGGGAUUGAUCGUGAAGAAUGGGAUUUCUGAGAGCAGUAUGCAAAGCAGAAGAGAGAUCAUAGCCAAUAAUCCUUCAUCGUUCAGUAUGAAUAGCAGACUUAAAAAAGCAGGUGGAGGUGGACUAUUUGGCUCUUCCGCGGCUGCUCCUUCAGGUGUCGGUGCCUCUGCUUCAGGUGCUUCUGGUUUUGGUUCAAACAAUAACCCUGUGGCAUCAUUUAGCGCUGCCACUCGGAGUACACAACGUUCUCUCUUCGGUGGUGUAGCACCGCAGCAACAGGUACAACAAGUGCAACCACCUCCACCACCACCUGCGCCGGCUGUGCCGGCUACUACUCAAGAAUUUGCAAGACGAUUUUCCAGAAUGGCAGAUCAAGCGGCAAAGCUCGAGUCGGAUGAUGAUUUUGUGGACGACGGUGAUGGCAUGACGCUUGUGGGAAAUCAUUCGAUUGCACACCAAGACUCUGUCCGCCAAGACUACGGUCUCACUACCACAUACGAUCUUCCAGGACAGCGUACUUUGGAGCCAUCUGCAGUUCAACGACGCCAUGUCAUUGCUGAGCUUCAUCUGGCAUCCGUUACACUUUCACAUGUGUUGAUUCCCAAACUCCGACGUGCAGCCUUCCUCAAGGCACGAAUCACCAACACGACAUCCGUUAGUUUGCUAAGUGGCAAAGCUGGCAUGACUGUUGAUGGUACGUUUUUGGGUUCGACAACCCUCUCAAGCUGCGAGCCACGCCAGUUCAUCGAUUUAUCCCUUGGUGUUGACCCAUCUGUACUGGUAUCAUACGCCAAACCGACCGCGAGACGAGCAACGACGGGAUUCUUUAGCAAGGAGGACUCCGCUAUUUUCACUCGCAGCUGUUGGGUAAAGAACACCAAGAAGAACGAUAUUUCGAUUACCGUGUUUGAUCAGGUUCCCGUCAGUGAAGACGAGAACCUACGUAUCAACAUCCUGGAGCCGAAGGGACUGGAGAAGGAGAACGACACGGCAAACCUGCACGAGCAGUUGAAGAAGGGAGAAAAUGGCAAAGGGAAUGUUGUGCUGGCAAAGAAUGGUCAGAUUAAAUGGAACAUCACUCUGAAACCAGGCAAGGACAUUAAGUUGGUUCUGGAGUACGAGAGCCGCAUUCCCAGUGGCCAGCAGAUUAUUGGACUGGACUAG
Messenger RNA from Talaromyces marneffei, 2301 nucleotides. RefSeq lists its product as uncharacterized. The transcript has 2 exons. NCBI's taxonomy places the organism in Eukaryota, Fungi, Ascomycota, Eurotiomycetes, Eurotiales, Trichocomaceae. The record is from RefSeq and is a predicted model, not a curated record. The coding region runs from base 1 to 2301 and encodes 766 amino acids.